AUGGGUCCGCAUCUCCCUGGCAUUCCCACCGGCUUCAAGCGGAGUUUUAGCGUCGGCCUGAGCCCUGAGCCCUCAAGCCCAUUGACGCUGCUGAAGGGCCCGUGGAUUCGCCGAGAGCCAAGAUUGGCUCGGAGCCUCGCUGUGCUUAUCCUGAUUCUGCGGAUCCGGGUAGUCCUCUUCGUCGUUGAUCCUAUGAUUCCAUCGGGAAUCGCAGGCUUUUACGAGAGAACAGGCCCCGGGGCCCGCGGCGUACCAGAAAGGCGUCGACCACCACCCAGUGCCACAGGUCGACCGAGAGACACUACUGACUACAGUAGGAGAAUCGACGGGAAACAUUCUCGAAAGGACGCAGGCAAACAGGUGACCCGCAUUCAUGCCUGA
Messenger RNA from Penicillium diatomitis, 381 nucleotides. RefSeq lists its product as uncharacterized. The record is from RefSeq and is a predicted model, not a curated record. The transcript has 2 exons. The coding region runs from base 1 to 381 and encodes 126 amino acids. Lineage: Eukaryota; Fungi; Ascomycota; Eurotiomycetes; Eurotiales; Aspergillaceae.